CUAUUACGUGGACAUCGUUGUACUUUUACAAAACAUAACAGUGUCUAGAUUAUUUGUUCGCAUCAUUGUUAUGGUAAAUAUUCGACUUUUCGCGUUAACCUUCUUAUCUGGCAUUGGUGGGUUCCUCUUUGGAUAUGAUACAGGUGUCAUCUCCGGAGCAAUGCUUCUCAUUGAGGAGGAUCCUCGCAUUCAUCCGACCACGUUAUGGAAGGAACUAAUCGUCUCGGCCACGGUUGGAGCAGCACUUUUGUGUUCGCUAAUAGGAGGCCCAUUAUGCGAGCGAUGGGGGCGCAAGCCCGUGAUUUUAUUGUCUAGUGGAAUCUUCACCGUGGGAGCAUUGGUUAUGGGCAUAGCCAAUUCCCGAGAGGUCCUCUUGGUGGGUCGAAUCAUCGUGGGUGCAGGUAUUGGAUUAGCAUCCAUGUCUGUCCCAAUCUACAUUUCAGAAUCGGCUCCAUCGAAUCUACGAGGAUUUCUCGUCUCUUGCAAUGUACUUUGUAUCACCGGUGGUCAAUUCAUUGCUUCUUGUGUCUGCGGAGCCUUUUCAACCAUGGAGUAUGACGGAUGGAAGUACAUGUUGGGACUCUCGGGAGUUCCAGCUGUGAUCCAGUUGAUUGGAUUUGCCUUCAUGCCCGAGUCUCCGCGUUGGCUCUUGGCCCAAGGGCAGACCGAAAAAGGUCGUUUGGUUUUGGAGACCAUCCGAAAUGAUCUUCGUGAUCCUGACUUCAUGGAGGCCGAAUUCGAAGAAAUUAUUCGUGCAGUGGAGGAGGAGAAGCGAUUCGCGGCAUUGAACACGUUAAGGGUUAUUAAACAGAUUUUCAUCACCCCAACUGCUCGCAGGGCCCUGAUCCUGGGUUGCUUGCUUCAAAUGUUUCAGCAAAUUGCUGGCAUCAACACGGUCAUGUACUAUUCUGCCAAGAUAUUGUCCAUGGCCGGAUUUUCGAACAAUUCCCAAGCCAUUUGGAUUAGCGCUGGAGUGGCCUCCAUCAACUUCCUUUGCACUUUCAUCGGUCUUUUCUUGGUUGAGCGAAUGGGUCGACGAAAACUGGUUCUUGUGUCACUUUUAGGAGUUGUCGUAUCCUUGGCGUUCCUGGGCGUCGGGUUCCAACUCUCCAACAUCUACAGCCCUGAGAUCACAUUUCUAAAUCCAAACAUAGCCGAAGAUGCUUGUAGUGAUUUCCAAACCUGUGGUUCCUGUACCAAUCAAAAGCUAUGCGGAUUUUGUUAUUUAGAUGACCCAAGUCAAGGAAGUGUUAUCAACGGAUCGUGUUUGACCAUUGAGCCUGAGGCCCCCGAUUUCUCUGCCCACGGCCGAUGUUCGUCAGCCAAUCAACCUUCAUUGGAUUACAUCCUGUUUGCUCCCGACUAUUGCCCAUCCAAUGUGGCUUGGCUGACAGUUCUCGGUUUGUGUUCCUAUCUGUUCUUCUUUGCUCCAGGCAUGGGCCCAAUGCCUUGGACAAUUAAUUCGGAGAUAUAUCCUUUGUGGGCGAGGAGCACGGCCAACUCCAUUGCGACAGCGUUCAAUUGGCUGUUGAAUCUGAUCAUUUCCAUGACUUUUUUGAGUCUCACCGAAGCUAUUACCAAAGAGGGAGCUUUUUACUUAUAUACCGGUGUUGCCUCCUUGGGUUUGGUUAUGUUUUUCUUGAUCCUACCAGAAACUAAAAACAAGCCCUUAGAGGAAGUGGAAAUGUUAUUCGCCAAACCGUGGUCUUGGCGACCUCGGGGAUGAUUCGAUUAUUCCACACAUUGGGCUCCAGCGCAAGUCUAUGAAAUGUUGAAUAUACCGUACGGUGUGUUGAUGGAACGUCUUGUUACGCAUGCCUUUGAUGCCAUCCAUGGAGUCUCGGUUUUUUAAAGAAACGAUUACUUGACCCGAUCAAUUGAAGAGAAAAUAGCACUUUGAAAUCCGUUAAGCUUCUGGCAUACUUUUUAGAGUUAAAUGUGGUCCACAAGUCAAUGCGAUCUCCUACCUAAAAAUGGUCUGUUGAAUAUUACAAUUUGGUUUAGAAAGCGCACGACUAUCAUUCAUGUCUGAAAUGGAGGAAGUUCGUCACUCGUCCUCUAUUCGUCAACAGAGAUCAUAUACACUUAUUCUCUGAACAAAUAGAAGAAUCACAUUACGGGGUAUGAGAUUUUUGUAACAAUUAGAGUGGAGAAAUGUUGGAGUUUCAUGGAGUGAGAGAGGUAACCACACCCACAGACGAAAAACCAAAAACUGAUAUCGGAC
Tigriopus californicus is the source of this 2224-nucleotide messenger RNA. Its product is annotated as proton myo-inositol cotransporter-like. Bases 71 to 1726 code for a protein of 551 amino acids. Gene Ontology annotation, biological process: transmembrane transport. Gene Ontology annotation, molecular function: myo-inositol:proton symporter activity. Gene Ontology annotation, cellular component: membrane. NCBI's taxonomy places the organism in Eukaryota, Metazoa, Arthropoda, Copepoda, Harpacticoida, Harpacticidae. The record is from RefSeq and is a predicted model, not a curated record. The transcript is spliced from 6 exons.